Molecule: messenger RNA, 204 nt
Organism: Eimeria mitis
Lineage: Eukaryota; Apicomplexa; Conoidasida; Eucoccidiorida; Eimeriidae
Exons: 3
Coding region: 1-204 (67 amino acids)
Source: RefSeq, a predicted model, not a curated record
AUGCGAUGGGAACCUUCGCUUUUUUCAGGAGGUCGCUUGAAGUAUGAGAAUGGAGGCAAGAAGAAGCCUUUGAAGGCCCCCAAAAAGGACUCGAUUGAGUUUGAAGAAGAUAAGGACUUCAAGCAGAAGCAAGCCCAAAUGAAACGUGAGGAAGAAGCUGCUAGGAAGGCUUUGCUGGCUAAGGCGGCGGCUAAGAAGAAGUGA